Messenger RNA from Mercenaria mercenaria, 520 nucleotides. Its product is annotated as 60S ribosomal protein L32-like. Gene Ontology annotation, biological process: translation. The record is from RefSeq and is a predicted model, not a curated record. Gene Ontology annotation, molecular function: structural constituent of ribosome. Gene Ontology annotation, cellular component: ribosome; cytosolic large ribosomal subunit. NCBI's taxonomy places the organism in Eukaryota, Metazoa, Mollusca, Bivalvia, Venerida, Veneridae. Bases 68 to 472 code for a protein of 134 amino acids. The transcript has 3 exons.
AUUUCCUGUCAAAUAAGUAUACUGCCUGUUAAAAUGUUUGUAUCUCAUUUCAGAUAAGGCCUUAAAAAUGGCCAUCAGACCUUUGAACAAGGACAAGAAAAUUGUCAAAAGGACAAAGAAAUUUAUCCGUCAUCAGUCAGACAGAUAUGUUAAACUGAAGCAAAACUGGCGUAAGCCAAAAGGUAUUGACAACAGAGUGAGGAGGCGUUUCAAGGGCCAGUAUUUGAUGCCAAAUAUUGGUUAUGGUACAGCCAAGAAACACAGACAUGUCAUGCCAGAUGGAUUCAAGAAAUUUCUGGUCCAUAAUGUUGCAGAACUUGAAGUACUUUUGAUGCAGAACAGAACAUUCGCUGCUGAGAUCGCACACAAUGUAUCAAGCAAAAAAAGAAAAGUCAUUGUGGAACGUGCACAACAGUUGGCCAUCAAAGUGACCAAUCCAAAUGCCAGGCUGCGUUCUGAAGACGACGAGUAAACUGGCUUUUUGUGUACAUAAAAAGAAAAAUAAAAGAAAAAAAUCCAG